Parascedosporium putredinis is the source of this 1290-nucleotide messenger RNA. The record is from the annotation of a GenBank genome assembly. NCBI's taxonomy places the organism in Eukaryota, Fungi, Ascomycota, Sordariomycetes, Microascales, Microascaceae.
AUGACCCCGUCCGCGAACCGCAUCUCCACCUAUACAUCCACCUCUGUACAGUCAGAUGGUCGGAAUGGCGACCAGAAGAAGGAUCUAUGGACGUGUAUGCUAGACUCCGUCGCCAGUGGCAAGAGGUUACCGGAGAAAAAUGUCUUGGUUUUCGGCGGUACACCGGAAUCUCAACGCGAAUUUCUCGACUCCCUCUCUAAUGGCGACCAGAGGCGCCUGAUCGAUAGGCAGCGAGUGCCUCCUAUCGCCAACAACUUCGCCCUCGGAUACACUUAUUACGAUGUCCUCGACGCUGACCAGGAGGACACCCUCGCCCGCAUAUCGCUCUACCUCCUCUCGACGCCUUCCCCCGCCUUCACUUCGCUUAUCAAACCCCUCCUCACCCCCGAAACUAUACCGAAUACCCUCAUAGUCGUCCUCCUCGACUGGUCCGGGCCUCAUCUGUUUUUGCGCCAGCUGCAGGAAUGGAUCCUCAUGCUUCGCGAUAUUCUCCAGUCCCUCGACGCCCGCUGCGUAGACGCCAUGCAAGACGUCAUGGUCUCGUGGCGAGAUCGCGGAAGAGGAGGCGGUACGGUGAACCUGGACGGCUCUGGCGCCGAUAGGAUGGAGAUGCUCGAAAAGAGCCAGGGAUGGAAAGAGGCCGACUUUGACCAGAUUCUCCAGUACCUACGAACCAUUCUCCUACGGCAUUCUCGUGCCCCCAACUGGGACUCGUGGGGCAAGAUCCGCGUUCUGCGCGAGGGCUUCGACGUCGAGACCGUUUCAAACGGCUGGGCCGACGAUAUCCGCCAGGACUGGCCCCUCGCCCCGACCAGCAACGGCUACCGCCGCGGCGACGAAGACGGCGACCCCUUCACGAGUCAGGGAAGUGACGUGGACCGGCACCAGCAGGAACUCUCAGCCCUAACUCACUACGAAGAUUGGGUCCCCGAUGCGAGCGCCGGUGGCCUGCAGCUCACCGAACCCGGGUCCUCGGACCCCAUGCGCCUCGAAGUCAUCUCGGACGACCCUCAAAAGUUCCUGCUAGACCAGGGCAAGCUUCUCGACAUGCUCAAGAAACCGGCGGAUGACCUGGACCUCGUGAGGGCCGGCGCCGUGGGAAGCAUCGUUUCCGACCACAUUGGCCCCGUGCAGUUCAACAUGGGCGGCAUCCAGGUAGAUGCCGACGACAUGGUCCAGAGGCUAAAGGACCGGCAAGACUAUAGUUCUACCCCUGAUCCCACCACGCCCCCGCAGAUUCGGCCCCUCCCUCGCUGGACAAUACCGCCGGCCUCGAGGCUUUCUUCCUGA